This is a messenger RNA of Carassius auratus (goldfish), 2949 nucleotides long. RefSeq names its product S-adenosylmethionine decarboxylase proenzyme-like. NCBI's taxonomy places the organism in Eukaryota, Metazoa, Chordata, Actinopteri, Cypriniformes, Cyprinidae. The record is from RefSeq and is a predicted model, not a curated record. The transcript is spliced from 9 exons. Gene Ontology annotation, cellular component: cytosol. Gene Ontology annotation, biological process: spermine biosynthetic process; spermidine biosynthetic process. Bases 223 to 1227 code for a protein of 334 amino acids. Gene Ontology annotation, molecular function: adenosylmethionine decarboxylase activity.
CUGCCAUUCUGCGCUUACACAGUAUGGCCGGCGAUAUUAGCUAACAUUUGCCCACGGUAUUCUCUGUAAAAGGGAAGACGGUUAAAAAACCAAGGCAACUACAUCUGGACUGCUCAAGGACUUUAACUAAGCUAAUAAAUUAUAACAACCAACAAAUAACACAUUUAACUGAAAUUCCACCCGACGGUUUAAUUUCUGUUGUUGGAGUCUGUUUGUCUCGCGAUGGAAGAGAGCAGUGCACACUUCUUCGAGGGGACCGAGAAGCUCCUGGAGGUGUGGUUCUCCCGAGAAGACGAAGGCAAAGGGACCGGGGAUCUGCGCACUAUCCCCAGAUUUGAGUGGGACAAACUCCUGGAGAAUGUGCAUUGUUUGAUUAUAAGUGUGACAAAGACUGACAAGCAGGAAGCUUAUAUACUCAGUGAGAGUAGCAUGUUUGUCUCCAAGAGACGUUUCAUUUUGAAGACAUGCGGAACCACCCUCUUACUGCAGGCACUGGUGCCACUGCUGGAGCUGGCUCGUGAGUACUGCGGCUUUGAUGCCAUCGAGAAUUUCUUUUAUUCUCGUAAAAAUUUUAUGAAGCCCACCCAUCAAGAGUUCCCUCACCGCAACUUCCAGGAGGAAGUCGAGUUCCUCAGCCAGAUUUUUCCAAAUGGAGCAGCCUACUGUAUGGGACGUCUGAACUCAGACUGCUGGUAUCUGUUCACGCUGGAGCUGCCAGAGUUUUGGGAGAACAAGCAGGCGGACCAGACCCUAGAAGUUCUGAUGAGUGACCUCGACCCGGCGGUGAUGGACCAGUUCUUCAUGAAAGACGGUGUUUCUGCUAAUGAUGUCACUCGUAUGAGUGGAAUUUGUGACCUGGUUCCAGGUUCAGUGAUCGACGCCACACUGUUCAACCCUUGUGGAUACUCCAUGAAUGGAAUGAAAACGGAUGGAACUUACUGGACGAUUCACAUCACCCCCGAACCGGAGUUCUCCUAUGUCAGCUUUGAAACCAACCUCUCCCAGACGUCUUAUGACGAGCUAAUCCGCAAAGUCGUGAAUGUCUUCAAACCAGGGAAAUUUGUGACCACGCUUUUCGUCAAUCAGAGCUCCAAAUGCCGCAGCGUUUUCACUUCGGCUCAGAGGCUGGAGGGUUACCGUCUGCUGGACCGUCAGCUGGCCAGCUUCAACGACUACAACUUCGUCUUCACCAGUUACGGCAAGAGCCGCCAGCAGAAGCAGAGCUGAACCUCCCAAAUGAAGAAGCGUAGAAAGAAACCCUGCCGCUGCUGGCGUGGUCUCGUAGCGGAGAGACGGCGUCUGUGUGUGGUGUCUUCUGGCUGCCGAUCUUCCCUGAGUUUAUCAUUUAUGCAUACUUGUACCUGUGACGUAGAUAUCGUGCAUGAAAGCUCCUCUCGUGUCUCUGUAGAUAUUCUAGCCCAUUCUUGCUGUGAUCUUGAAGUGCAUGUAGAGCUCUUGAACAUGGUCACACCAUCCCAGAACAUGCAACGCUCCCUUCCCUUCCUGCAGGUGUCCCCUCGCAUCCCCCACAGACAGGGUUUCCGACCUCACUAGACGAGGACCCUGACGUGCUCAGAUCUCGUCUUUUACUGAUACUCACCUGCGUUUUAUAGAAGGUUUGCGAGAAAGUAGUUUCAGUUUAUAUUUAAUUUCCUUUGAUUUGAUUUAAAUACACGUUAUGAUGAUUAUUUAAAAUUGAAUUGCAACUCAUUUUUUAAGUAUGCGUUCAUCUCAGCGGUGUACAGCUGUCUAAAUUACUGUGACUGAAGAUAUCCUGAAGACAAACUUAAAGUAUUCCCGCUCCAUCUUUUCUUUAACCCUGCAGACAGCGGUCUUUAUUCGGCGUGCUAGAGAAGCCAAUGUGAACGUGAAGUUGAGUAACUUGAAGCCUGCUCUGCUUUUAGAAACUCUUUUGGAAAACGCAUCUCUUUGAAUAAACUGAUCCAUUCUGUUUGAAGAGACUAAAAAUACUCGUUCUGAUUUUCUUCCUCCGCUUCGCAAGUACCAGAGAAGUGAAUGUUUCACAAGAUGAGUUACUUCACUGUUGCCUUACGUCUCAACUACAUAUAGUCUGCAAUAUAUAGCCAUUAUGGUGAAAGUCAACUGUUGUCUUCCUUUCCUCAAAUAAAAUGGCCUUUAACAUGAAUGUGAACAUUAGUUAGUUGAAAGGUGUUCAAUAAAAGAAUAAAUGAAUGUUUCUGAAUAAUGUAGUAAGAGUAGAAGAAGCCAUGAAGUGUGUGUGUGGGAGAAAGAGGGAAUGGUGUUUCCGUCCAUCGUUUCGGUCAUUGUGAAGGACCCUGGGGCUGUCCAGCGCAGAGCCUGCUCAAUGCACGCCUUUGAAUUGAAACAGUUGGACAGACACUUUGCUUUCGUGUGCCGAUCGCACAGCAAAGCAGUUUUCUUGUUCUAAACCAAACGAGUUCUCUCUCUGACUCUACAGUAAGCACACAAUAGGCGCGCACUGAUCUGAGCUCGUCAGGGCUGACCCGGAUCAUUCCACACCUGACUAAAGUGCAGUUUUAAUGAUUUUUUUUUUUUUUUACAUUAGAUUUGUACACCUCUCCAGAUCAUGCCCUCUUUGUGUUUUUUUUUUUCCACAUGUGCUAUUGCACGCAGCAGGAUGACCGUGCAGUCUUUCUGCUUCAGCCAUUUGUAAAGUCCAGGUUUCAUUUCUGUUCGUACGAUGUAACCAGCUUUGCUCAUUGGUCCUGAGUGUGAUGAGCAGUGGGUGUGGUCUUUAAUCCCGCCCCCCACCACCCUCAUGCUGGUGUAGUUGUGAGGAGGAGGAUGUUUUUGUUACGUCUUGAUCUGUUUGUGAAAUCUUUUCUUCUAGAAGGUCAUGCCCAAAACGGCAGGUCUCCCUACAGAAUGCCUAUUAAUGAAUGUCUCUGUAAAUGCGGCUCAAGGUCAAGGGUCAGCUGGAUGUUUACAAUUGUAGUUAUAUAUAUA